AUGCUGCGCAAUACCGUCGCGAAAACGGCCGCUGCUGCACGGACAACAGCACCCCGGCGGUCGCUCAUCUCUACGCCCCUUGUUCAACACCCGUUAUUGCGAACGCCCCAGGCGGCGCGAAGACUAUCUCCAAAACUAGCGACAAGGCUGGCGCCGCCGUAUGCGUCUUCACGAGGUUACGCGCAAGGUCCUCCGGGCGGGGAGAGUGCGGACUUGACAGAGCUUGCACGGAAGGCAACUGACCCGACCAUUGAGAUCCGGAGAACCAUCCAGAGUGAUCUUGUCAGAAGGACCAAGUCGAAUCCAGUGCUUAUCGGUCCCCCUGGCGUCGGCCUUGCUAGCCGCAUCGUGGCGAAGGAGGUUCCAGAGUCUCUCCAAAACAAGCGAGUCCUUUCGAUCGACCUCUCUGCAAUAAUGGCAGGAUCCGGCAUCCGUGGUCAAUUCGAAGAGAAGUUCAAGGCACUCAUCAAGGAUAUCGAAGAUGAGGCCGGCAAUGUUAUUUGCUUCAUCGACGAAGUCCACACGCUGUUCAACCUCGGCAAGGCUGAAGGAGGUAUUGAUGCUGGACAAAUGAUCAACCUGCGCUUGCUAGAGGCUUGCAGCUGUCGGAGCGACGACCCGUACGCACUCCUGUCUCGCUUGUUCGCAGUAUGUGCUCAUGUCGCCUAUGCAGCCGACGAGUACAGGAAGACCAUCGGCAAGGACGCAGCGCUUGAGCGACGCUUCCAGCCUGUACAGAUCGAAGAACCGACGGUGGAAGCUACCAUCUCUAUCCUUCGUGGGUUGAAGCCCAAGUAUGAGGUGCACCAUGGUGUUGGCAUCUCAGAUGGCGCGCUUGUCACCGUCAAGCCCGACGAACUCGAGGCGCUCGACCGCGAGAUCUCGGACGUGUUCAGCGUCGAGCGGCGGACGAAGGUAGAGGAGACGCUCAAGCAGAAGCGUGAGGAGGCCGCGCGCCUCACGGAGAUCUGGCAGGCGGAGCGUGCGCGCCUGGAGCGCAUCCAGGACCUGAAGCGCCGCCUGGAGGAGGCGAAGCACGAACUGGAGGUCGCGCAGAGACAGGGCCAGUAUGAGCGUGCGUCGCAGCUGCGCUUCGCAACGAUCCCCGAGCUGGAGACGCAGCUCCCGCAGGAGACGGAGAGAAGUGAUGCGGAGAACGUUGGCCCGAUGUCGAUGUUGCACGACCGGGUAACGUCCGAUGAUGUCGCGAGGGUCGUGGCCAAGAGCACCGGUAUUCCAGUACAGAACCUACUCAAGGGUGAGAGGGACAAGCUCGUGCAUAUGGAGGAUACACUUCGCAGGCGUGUGGUCGGCCAGGAUCACGUCGUCGCUGCUGUCAGCGAUGCGGUCAGAAUCUCGCGUGCAGGUCUGCAGGCACCCAAUCGGCCAGUCGCGUCAUUCCUCUUCCUCGGUCCGACUGGCGUUGGCAAGACUGAGCUUUGCAAAGCCCUCGCUGGCUUCCUGUUCAACGAUGAGCAGCGUGGCUUGAUCAACAUCAACAUGUCGGAGUACCAUGACCGGCAUACCAUAUCCCGACUGAUUGGUGCAGCCCCGGGCUACGUUGGCUUCGAAGAGGGUGGCCAACUUACAGAAGCCGUUCGGAGGAAGCCGUACGCCGUCAUCUUGCUCGAUGAGCUUGAGAAGGCGCAUAAGGACGUGGCGAUGAUCUUGCUCCAGAUCCUCGACGAGGGCAGCAUCACUGACUCGCAAGGUCGCAAAGUUGACUUCAAGAACACUAUUAUUUGCUUAACGAGCAACCUGGGUAGCGACAUCCUCGCGCACAAGUCAGCGUCGGACGGCAACGGAGUAGUCACCGCGGAAGCUCGCGACGAAGUCCUUACUCGUACCACAGAAUACUUCCCUCCGGAGCUGCUCAACCGCCUCGACUCCAUGCUCGUCUUCAACAAGCUAUCGAAGGAGUCGAUCCUCCAGGUCGUCUCGCUGCGCCUUACCGACGUCGCCGAACGCCUCAGGGGUCGCCGUAUCACCCUUGACAUCAACGACGCUGCACGGGAGUGGCUCGCACAGCAAGGCUAUUCGGACGUCUAUGGCGCGCGGGCCAUUGCUCGGGUCGUACGGACCAAGGUCCUGGAUGGAGACGUCGUGACCAUCCGAGCAAGCAGCGACGGAUCGACGCUGGAUAUCAAGGACAACCACGAGCCAGAUGCAUCCGUGGAUCGUCCACACCCGUCAACCCUUCGCUGA
Messenger RNA from Fomitopsis serialis, 2205 nucleotides. Its product is annotated as P-loop containing nucleoside triphosphate hydrolase protein. Gene Ontology annotation, molecular function: ATP binding; ATP hydrolysis activity. NCBI's taxonomy places the organism in Eukaryota, Fungi, Basidiomycota, Agaricomycetes, Polyporales, Fomitopsidaceae. Gene Ontology annotation, cellular component: cytoplasm; mitochondrial matrix. The record is from RefSeq and is a predicted model, not a curated record. The transcript has 16 exons. Gene Ontology annotation, biological process: cellular response to heat. Bases 1 to 2205 code for a protein of 734 amino acids.